GCGAAACCUGUUUGGAGACCUUCUCGGCCGUUUUUCAAAACCUUAUUUUAACAGUAACGAACACCAACUAUGAAGUAAGCCCGCAGCUAAUCCCCGUCAGAACAAGCAAAUAGGAGAGUGAACAAGGCAGGGGGCAAAGCAAUCCUUUCCUUCACCUCCAACUCGAAGAAUAGAAGCAAAUCGCCCCUCAUAAAAGCAAGCUAGGCCGGCAUGUCACAUAUCCCCCCUCAGUAGCCCAUCGAUCGACGCCAUCGAGUAGAAGAGCGAACAAAAAUGCCGCCGCGAUUUAUCUCCGCUGGCUAUGACUAUGACGAGCGGCAGCCGGCGGCCAAGCUCUUUGGACGGCGAAGGACCAUUCACCAGCUAUUCGGCGGAGGAAAAGUUGCUGAUAUUGUGCUAUGGAGAAACAAGCAUUUAUCAGGGGUCAUUCUUGCUGGAGUGACCGUGACGUGGUUUCUAUUUGAGGUUGUGGAGUAUCAUUUUCUUACUCUCCUCUGCCAAUUCUUCAUCGCUGCGAUGCUUUUGAUUUUUAUCUGGUCUAAUGGCGCAGCCCUGCUUGAUCGGAGCCCACCAAAGAUUCCUGAAAUCAUCUUAUCAGAGAGAACCUUUAGAGAGUUUGCAAUCUACUUACAUGCCAGGCUGAGCCGCUUCUUGGUCAUUUUCCAAAAUGUGGCAACGGGGAGGGAUCUUAGACUUUUCCUUCUGGUAAUUGCUUCUCUUUGGAUAUUAUCAGUGGUAGGAAGCUUCUUCAGCUCCCUAAACUUGUUAUACUUAGGUUAUCUCUGCGUUCAGAUUUUGCCCGCUCUAUAUGAGCGUUAUGAGAGAGAAGUGGAUCAUUUGGCAUUCAUGGGAAGCCGCGAUCUUAAAAGACUCUUUCAUAGAUUUGAUACCAAUGUUCUCAACAAAAUUCCACGAGGUCCUAUAAAAGAGAAGAAAUACAGAUGAAGUAUUCAGCUUGGAAGUUAUAGAAAUUGGCGACGCUGAUUCAAGAUUUGAAAGCACCUUGUGUGAUGACAACUUAUAUUUAAUAUAGGGUCAAGUUUAUUUGGAUUCAUUCUGUUUAUUUACUUAUGUAAAUUUAUCUUUUAUGUACAUAUUAGUGUUGAAAAUGAUAUGUAUUUGGAUAUAUCCAUAUUGACAUUACAUAAACUAGUUUACACUUUAUCAAAGUUGUAUAUG
Molecule: messenger RNA, 1179 nt
Organism: Dendrobium catenatum
Lineage: Eukaryota; Viridiplantae; Streptophyta; Magnoliopsida; Asparagales; Orchidaceae
Product: reticulon-like protein B9
Exons: 5
Coding region: 274-945 (223 amino acids)
Source: RefSeq, a predicted model, not a curated record